Molecule: messenger RNA, 11948 nt
Organism: Homalodisca vitripennis (glassy-winged sharpshooter)
Lineage: Eukaryota; Metazoa; Arthropoda; Insecta; Hemiptera; Cicadellidae
Gene: jub
Product: LIM domain-containing protein jub
Exons: 9
Coding region: 479-2710 (743 amino acids)
Biological process (GO): response to hypoxia; negative regulation of hippo signaling; cytoskeleton organization
Cellular component (GO): adherens junction; nucleus; P-body
Molecular function (GO): transcription corepressor activity
Source: RefSeq, a predicted model, not a curated record
UCGUUCGGUACUAUUGUGUCUGUCUGUAUGCAAGUGAGUGACCAAGUGUACUAGAUUGUUGUUGUUCGUGUCAUUUGUGUCCUUCGGCCUCUUAAUAGUCAAUUUGUUUUAUUCAGUGGAACUUGUUUUAAUAGUGUCAUGUCAUUGAAGAAUUAGAUGGUGUUUUAUAAAUAUAACCGUAGCAGAACUGUAUGUAGUAUCACAUACAUAUAUUAACUAGACUUAUGUUUUCUGAUAUAGACUUGCUAUUGUCAACCAAGCAGUAGUUACAUCUGGUUUCAAUUCACUUAUAAACUAUCGUGAACAACUAUUAUAUUACGUGUUCAUAGUUUAAAUUUAUACAUAAGGAUUUUAAUAUUGUUUUACCACUUAUAAAGGUUAUCAACCUGUUGACAAUGGGUGAUUCAUUCACAAAACCUUAGCUAACCUCUUUUCAAGUAGUGGAGUAAACUCUUUCCAAUAAGCAUUUUGGUUUACUAUGGAUCAAUAUGUGCAUCCACAAAAGGCCUCUUAUAAUUAUGUUGGGCCAGUUAGUAAUAAUAUAAGUGAUUUAGACAAUACAACUGAACCAAGUUAUGGCAGAAUAGGGUUAACACCUAAAGUAACAGAUUGUCAAGGGCCUGGAAAAUCAAGGUCAAAUGGAUUUCUAUCCAGUAUGAAUGGGAUUGGUUCAUAUGAUGAUAAUUCAUCAGGAAUAGCAUCAAGAUCUCUACCUGCUAGCAGUAGCAAUUCACCUGUCCGAGCUGUAAAUUUGCAAGAUAAAAAUAGAUUGGCUGAAUCUAAACAGAGAGCCCCCGGAGCAAUAGAAAGUAUUGCAAUUGAAGGCUCUGGUCCACCUAAAUAUCAACAAUUGUCUGAUUACAAAAUGUAUGAGAGAGGCAAUAUUAUAGCAGCGUCAAAGUUUGCUACACCCAAGCAAGUGGAAACUAUAACUUCAAAUAUUUCAAAUAUGUGUGUAAAUGAGAGACCAGCACAUUCACAGGUUUAUGCAAAUCCUAAUAUAAAUGGUGCAGUUCAUGGUGUAAUUGACCACAACAAAUACUACAGCUCAUCGCUGGUGGUAAAGCCAGGUGCCGCAAGUCCAACACACAGCCACAGUGGAUCUAGCAGGGAAUCAAACAGCCCCAGAACCAGUGUUGCGGGAAUGCCAAACUAUGACUAUUCGAAAAAUUCACCUUUAUAUGAAAACAUUGAUUAUUAUAAUUCUAGAGCAGCACCUCAAGUACCUCCUUAUUACCACCAGCUGCCACAAACACAUUCCAAUACACAUUCAAGCCACAGUUCUCAAGAUUCGAAACAUUCCAGUCCUAGAACCAGUUAUAUCAGUGUUGAUAACAGCAGUAACUUUAAAUAUGAGACUAACUAUAAGAAAGCUCAACCUCAAGUACCGAUCGGCAACAAAUUUAGCAGUUCCACUUCUUUUGGUAAUAACAAAGAUAUUCCAGUUCCACCAUAUGAAGCUCCUCCAGUGUACGAGAACAUACAAGACUUAAACAAGAUGCAGAACUAUGAAUCUUCAAGACCAGGUCCCCAGGUUCCAUUACAUGUUGAACAAAGGCAAACAAUGGUUUCACAAAACACAAUGCCUCCUCCAUAUCCAGUGCAUAAUCAAGCAAAUACUGGCAUGUGUAUCCCUCAACCUUCACAACAACAUUCGGCUUCUCAACCGUCUCAACAAUACUCUACAACUCAAAAACAGCCAAUUCCUAUUGCACAUGCAAGUGGUUAUGAGCAACGACCUCACUCUGCUUUACCUAAUCCAGUUAUAUCCAAAUCAAUAUCGACACCAGCAGCGUCUGCCGGCACUGGACAAACUUCAGUGGCAAUGAGUAACCAGUGUUCUGUGAUGUCAGGUAUAGCAGGCAGCGUAAGUCCUGUUCCACGAGAUAGCUCUCCUAGCCCUACUCUAUCAGCAAAGAUGAAAGCUAUGCCAGGAAGUGGGAAAAAUUUACUCCCUUACAAUGUAACACCACCUCGUUCUCAGGGGCCAACUGAAGCAGAACGUAAAAUUGAGGAGCUAACCAGGCAACUUGAGGAAGAAAUGGAAAAGCAAGAAGAGGAAGGAGAAUAUUUUGGUAUCUGUCACACAUGUGGGGAGAAGGUGACGGGGGCAGGACAAGCUUGUCAAGCCAUGGGUAAUCUGUACCACACAAACUGUUUCAUCUGCUGCUCUUGUGGCCGGGCUCUCAGGGGUAAGGCUUUCUACAAUGUGCACGGCCGGGUCUACUGUGAAGAGGAUUACCUGUAUUCUGGCUUCCAACAAACGGCAGAGAAAUGUGCCAUUUGUGGGCAUCUCAUUAUGGAGAUGAUCCUGCAGGCGAUGGGCAAGUCUUACCAUCCUGGUUGUUUCCGCUGCUGUAUGUGUAACGAGUGUCUGGACGGUGUCCCCUUCACAGUUGAUGUCGACAAUAAGAUCUACUGUGUCAACGACUAUCACAGAAUGUUCGCCCCCAAAUGUGCUGCUUGUGGAAAAGGCAUCACACCUGUUGAGGGUACAGAAGAAACUGUGCGUGUCGUUUCCAUGGACAAAGAUUUUCAUGUUGACUGCUAUAUUUGUGAGGAGUGCGGCAUGCAGCUGACGGAUGAGCCGGACAAACGCUGCUACCCGCUGGAAGGUCACCUAAUGUGUCGGUCCUGUCACAUCUCCCAUCUCAACCACCAUCCCAGGACAUUACAGAGUGUCUCAGCAAGCUACCAGUACAUGAACUAAUAGCGAACAAGAUCUUCAUUCCCCAGUUUACUGCUCUCUUCAUAUCUGAGACAAUACUAGACGAUUCGUCUUCCACCAGAGAUACACUACUUGAGUCAUAUGUUUACUGACGCAGAAUAAGCACAAUAAUUGUUAUAAUGCGAACCGAACCUAUCAUGCUGUACUUUGUUAGAUAAUACAAUGUUAAGUUUUAUAUUCUGAACAAAUGAAGAUAUUGGCUCGGACUAAGAGUCCAUAGUCCACAAGGCAAUGUUAUCUGUCACAUUUGUUGUAGACUGUGCGGAGCCACAUAUACUAAAGACCGGUGACUGAAAGCUAAGUGAGACAUAAUGAAUGAUCUCUAGUAUUCUCUGACCCAUGACAGCUCAGUAACGAGUGCGGGCAGCUCCAGUGGAAGAUUCAAUAAUGUUGCCAACCAAUCUUUGAUUAGCGAAUCACAGUGCAGAUUACAGAAUUGUUUAGGACAUCUACAGUUAUCCAGCUUUAUAAUUUGCUUUUAGUGUUUUUUUUACUUUUAAUUAAAAACAAAUAUUGACAUAUUUAUAAAAAUGACACAUUUUGGAACAUAAAUUUGUUGACGUUUCAACAUCUUACGUUUACAAAAUUGUCUUUCAACGUAUUUUCGAAGGAUUUCUUUUAGUUAAGGAGACAUUUCAAAACGAUCCCAGUUUGUUAGGAAUUAAAUCUCUGGUACCCCAGACAAGAAGUUAUUGUUUAAGAAACUGGAAAAAUAUCUUGACUGGCCCUAGGAAUAGAGAGCCCAAGACCUAAUCAUCCACACUGUCACUACAGACAUCUGUUCUCCACAUAUGGCCUACUAUUAAUACACGAUUAAGUUUAGUAGUUUCUCACCAAUGAAAGAUUUUGAACGGUUUGUGGGAAAUUCUUGAUAUAAAACAAAAUUAUUACCCUGUUUGAAAGAAUGUCUGUUUUGUAACUGUUUUGUUGGUUGUGUCCAGUAUACGGGCACUUAUCGUGGUGUUUUAAAUAUAUAAUAAAAAGUUCCUAAAUACAUAUAUAAUGAGAAUUUUAAACAUUGUUAAAUAAUUCUUUAUACACUUGUCUUGAAUGAGAGUUUACUGAUUAGUGAUUACUGUUUGUUAUUAUUGAUUCUGUUAUAUCAAUACUCCAGGUGGAUCACCGAACCUCAGCUACUGCAAAUAACAAAGCAUUUUGCCUCCGACAAGAACAGGGCCAGGAAAUAUUUGGUGGGGGGGGGGUUGUCCAGACAACUGAUGGGUCCGUUUCUAUGUUGAGAACGAUCUUUCAGCAGUACAUGUCAGUAGUACUCAUUUAUUUACAUAAUAAUAAUCGUUUACUAAAAAAAUCAUUGAAAAAAUUUGGGGGAUCCAGACCCCCUCACUGGCUACGUCUUUGGCCUGUGGAAGGCCCCAUCUUGAACUGCUAGUAAGUACGGUCUCUAAUUCUUCUCAAUGCAUUAUUGUACUUCUCCGUAAAUUGCACAUUGUUAAUAUCUAGAAAACAUGUCCUAGUAAUCCAUUGGGUUGCAGUAUAAUAAGUGGCCACCAUCACAAUCGAAUCAUAGAUAUUUAUAAUUAUAUCUAAACUACCGAGACCAAAAUAUUGAGUCGAUCACAUUUCAGCUGUUUUUAUAAUUAGAAAAGAAAUAAUUUUAUGACCAAUAAAUCAUAAUCUAUGCUAUAUGUAAUUAAUAUAACAAACGAAGCAUUGUACCAUUUUGUUACUAUUUUGAAGGAUAAACGUAUAUGACGGAUCGUGACACAAAUAACAUAUGUUAAUCGCCAUUGUACUUGUGGCUAUUACUCAAGUAUCAUACAAAUAAUUUUACUUUGUUCGAAUUCAUUUUGAACAAUAUUGCUAUUCAAUACAUUUAAAAAAGCUAGCAAUUAAUAAUUAUAAAUAGUUAUGGUUAAACAUUUUUCAUUUUUGGUAGGUUAGGUAUUUCUAAUCGAUAAUUUGAUUCGCUGCUUUGAUUGUGGUGGUGCUGAUUACUGUACUGCAACCAUCGAUUGCUCAAUACUUACAUCGACACAAUCUGGAAUUGAUAUGUAAGUCUGCGCAUGUUGGGACAAUAAUAGUACUGCAUCUAGUGAUGCUAUACUUUGUUUGAAGUUUAUUUUUGACGAUGGAAGGAUUGUGAAGGAAACAGGUUUUUUUUCGGACAUUUCCCAUCCUUCAGUAAAACAAAAAAUCAGUAACACUAUGUUUCAAUGCUAUAAGUGAUAACAGGACUCUAGCAUCAAUUCAUUAAAUUUUGCCGUCAACAAUUAAAGCUAAAUAUUAUCAAGACCAACUGCCAAAUUAUGUUUCGAACUCACUAUCAAUUUGCUUACUUAAAAAAGGAUUUAGUAAUUAAUUAGUUGUAAUGGCUAGAGAUGGAUUUACUGAGAACCUAAACCUUUGUCAUCAUCUAACCUAAAAUAACCGAAAAGUGUUGUUCCUGAAGUUUUUGUAUGACAUAUAUGUAAAAGGGACAGACAACACUAGGUAAAGUGAAUGUCUUGAUGUUUAAACACAGUAUUUGGCUGUAACAAAUUUUAUUGUGCGUGAAAUACAAAAAACUCAUUUAAAAUUACAAGCACUUAGCAUUCCUUCAUAGACAAAUAUGAAAAUUGUUUUGUUUUCUUUAAAUUUUUUUCACACAAAACCCAAUGAGUACAACACAUAAGUUCUCAGGCAGGUUCAUGUAUUGAAUGUAGUACAGAAAGGCCAACAACUAGUUAAACCAUUAAAUUAGAAAGUGUUCUGGUGGUCCACUUCAGUGUUGACUGGAUGGUUUAUAUAAAUUAUAUACACUAAUGAUUUUAAAUAUUAAUUGCUAUGAGUAUGCAUCUACUCCUAAACACACCUAUUGUAUGAAAUAUUUAAUCAAAUAAAAUGUUUUAUAUGUGUAUUAUUUUGGAUUGAAAACAAAUACCUUGUACAACAGAAAUACUAAUAUAACUUAACAAAAAUUAGCCGUUUGAAUUUGAUCUAAAUGUAUACAAUAUUGAAAAUCAACAGAGUUUUGUUCUAAUAGAAUUCUUGCUGUCUAAAUUAUAUAACAACAAAUUUAAGAUUUAGUUGCCAAAUUUAAAAUAAAUCCUAUCUAAGUUUAAUUUUUAUUAAAAAAAUAUAUUCCGUAGUUACGGUAGGAAGGGUUUAUUCACUGUGAAUAUUGAGUUUAGCUCUAAUUCACCUUCCUCUUAGUGUAGCAUCUGAAAACUGACGCUGUUACAGCGCAGACUUGACUCCUGGAAUUUGGAGUCAUGUUCAUCUGAAGAGAUCCAAAAACAGUCUGUGGUGAAGAAGCUCAAAACGAACUCUCUGUAUCGUUUCAAUAUCAGAGAACCCUGGACUAUAAAGUACAGUGUAAUCUAGGUGAAGAGGUGUUCUCAUUGUCUCAUCAGGUGCACAAUUAUUGAGAUUCCGGACGCUGCACUUACAGAAAGGUGGCUGGAGCUAAACUCAAUAUUUAUUUUUAAAAAGUGUUUUGAACUCUUAAUCAAAAUGUAAAUGUUAAUAAUAUAGCUUUUCCAUAUUAAAAUUAAAACAGAUAAAUGUUCACAUCAAGGCUAACAAUUUUUAUUUCAUGGUGAAACUGUUUAUUUAGUCCUGUUUAUUCAGAUGAAGAAAUAUUAUUAAAAAUUACAAAUUUAAUGAGAGAUAUAUUUUUAUAUGAACGUUACUAAUUAUUACUAAACAUCACUAUGUCAAUACUACUAUAGUAACUUGAACUACAUAAUUUCCUAUUACCAGCCAUCAUAACAUUUAGUUCUAUUAUAAUAUUCUAAUAUAUCUAUUCUAUUAUUUAGGAAUAACAAAUAUAGAAAACAGUUGAGUAUCUGUGUCUUAAAAUAAAAGUGAAUGUUUUACAUACAUAUAUGUCCAUAAAUUAUAUUAUGAAUCCAUGUGCUGAUUAUACAUACUGAUCGUAAUCUUUUGCUUUCAAAUUAAUUCUAAUAACUUAGCUCAAACAUGGUUAAUUAAUGAUUACUAUUUACUCAAUAUAAUCCUCUCAUAAUUUGUUAAAUUAUAAAUUAUCUAACAUAAGUUUUAUUAAAUAUUCCUUUUCUAUUUUUAUACAUUUAAAAUCUCUUAUGGAAUUUAUUGUUUUGCCGUGCAAAUCCUAACUAUAUAUUUAUAAAUGUAGUUUAAUGUUAUAACAUAAAAUUAAUAUAAUUUAUACAUAAAACUAUGUACAUCUGAUUGUGGUAGUAUUUAUUCGUCUUGAAAUGUAGUACUUCUACACAUUUACUAAGAAGCUUACUUUGAUAUUUCUGAACAAAAUCAUUAAAUCAAAAAUAUGUUUAAUGAUAUAAAUGAACUGUUGAUACAUUAAAGCUUAACAUUAUGGAAUUUAUGCUAGUUUCGAAGCUCAUUUUAAACUUACAUUAGUUGAAAUGUGUUAUAAUAUACCAGCUCUCACCAAUAAUAAUAUUAAGUAUGAAGUUUGUCAGUAACUUACUCAUUGUUUACGAGAUCUAUACGCCUGUCAAUUUGUUUAUAGUAAAUAUCGAUCAAUGUAAAUGUUACAUAAUAGAUAAACUCAAAUUAGAAUAGAAGUGUGUGCUUACAAUUCCUGGAGAUGCUGUUGAAUUGUCAACUUCAGCAAUACGUCGUAGAGAUCAUUGUCAUUGGAUACCAUCCGAGUUGAAAAACAGAUAUUUGUAAAAUUUUAAAUAGAUUUUAAUGUUAUUUUAGCUAGUUUAAUUUGCUAAUUGGUUUAAUUGACGUGGAAUAUAAGCAGUGAUAAAUGAGCAAGUGCACAUAAACGUAAAGGACAUAAAAAAGCAAUAUCCGUAAUUCUCAAAUUACAAGAGCAGUCAAAAAUUCUCAGAAUAACCUUGGCAUAACUUACUUAGAAAGCGUUUCAACUGACCGGUCCUUUUGUCUAUUCACAAGGUAUUGUGUACGUUUACAAUACGCUUCUUGCGAUAAUAGAGUUAUGCUUUGUGCUUGAUUUUUGUCAUAGUGCAUUAACAACGUUUACUUCUACACAGUUAUAAUACGAAUUUAAAAAUGGAAUUAAACUGACUAAAAGAAUCUGUAAAUAUAUUACUAAUGAAAUCAAGGGAGUAGAAAGUACAACAUUUCUUUAAUCAGAGAAACAAAAGUUUUUCAAAGCCACAAUAAUUUGGGAGUUCCGAUGGCCAAGCUGUCUAAGACAUCAGACUUUGGAUCUGAGUGACAGAGAGUGCAGGUUCAAAUCCUGUCUGUGACCAUUGCACUUUUUAUCAGUACCAUCGACCUUGUACUGUAUCAACUCUCCCCCUUGUUCUGUUUGAUAAGAUCCUGGCACAGGCCAGUGCCCCAUGAGGACAGGCAGGAUAAGGCUUAAAAGGGGAUCGGCCUCACCUUUAAAACAAAUUUGGUAGAGUAGUGUCAAAUUGUAAAGAUCGUGAGGUGAAAAUUAACCCCAAAGCUAACUGUUGCAUAAACAUUGUUACGUUAAUUCCAAAUAUAGUGUGUAAUAUUUCAUAAACAACAAAAUGAAAAGUCACGUGAUGUAGUACAUUAUAUCACAACAAGAGCAUAUGCGAUAGUUGAAUAUCUCGAUACGAUUGAUUGAAUACUGAGUAAAAUCGUAUGACCCGACAAGGUAGAAACACCACACCAUGUUUCAAGUGUAAGGCUUCUCUGAGGCUGCAUGCAAAAUUUAAAUCUUAUUGCUCAUUUCAUUUUAGACAUGUUUUGCGGUUUACCAGUCUGAUAUCAUACAGGAAAGAAAUUUUUACAUUCCCUUGGGAGACAAAAAAGAAACUGUCAGCCUACUAAGUGAUAGAUUCAAUAAUGCUCAGCCAAAUUCCAUGGAGUGAUUUGCAUCACCGUCGAACUCAGUGUUGCUAAUAUAUAAAUUAAGCUUCAUUCAAAAUGUGAAGUAUUAGGUCAUUUUAUGAGAUAUAGUAGGACAGACAGACAGAAAUGAAAUUUUUCCAACCCACGAGUGAUAGGCUUCGCUAACGCUCAGCCAAUAGGUACUAUAUAUCAUUAUAGUAUGUAUAUAAGAGGCUGUACUCUAUAAAAGUAUGAUUGAUGAAUUUAAUCUGCCUUGCCAAUGAAGUAAACUAACAAAUGGCAGUAUUUACUCAUUACUUCAUAUCAUGUGUCAAAGCACUGCUAAACCAAACACUAUCUGUAAACUGGAAACCUUCUAUCAGCACCUCUGAGGUAGGAUAUGAUUAUUUGAAAAAAUUUCAAUAUCAUCACUGUUCUGCCCCAUUACUCUAAGAUGGAUUCCACUUUACCUCCAAUAAGGAUGUCGUCCCGAAGUUAAACCCAAAAAGUGAUGUUUUCUAGAUCGUUGAUAAAGUUGUAGUUUUAAGAAAACUGCAUCUCUGCAAUAUACUUUGACUAGCUUUCCGUAUUGAUUUUUUAUGUGCAACUUCCAAAACUAGUUUCUGGCCAAACACUGACCCAAUUCUUUAAAGAUUAAAGUGGCAAGACUUUUUUUUUAAUUAGUCACAAUCAGUUUGAUAGUUUUGGAAAAUUUGGUGGACAAAGAUAAAAAAGAGACUUGGAAACAGGUUGGAUAGUACAACCUCCUCUUUUUUAAGCCUGUUUAAAAUACUGCUCUUUUCCCCCUUUAUGAUUGUGGAAACAAAAGUAAAUCUGAUGAAUUGUGUGCACAUGAGCAUUAAAUCUGUUUUUCCUAAAGCCCUGUGUAUGAGCAGAUAGAUACAAUUAAUAUUGUGACAGUUCAAUGCACAAUUUUACCGUGAUUUUUAUUAUUCCCUUCUAAAAAAUCAUUCAGAAUUAUUUAAUAAGACAACUUUUUUAUGUGAAUUAUUGCCCAUCAAAUACAAUCGCACAAAUUAUUUUAACAUGUUCACCAAUUUAGUAAGUUGAUGGAAUUGACAUUUUAUCUUCUUCGAAAUAAGUACAUUACUGGAUUAUUCCUUUUAAAUGAUUCCUUUAAUCUCGAGCAGAAAUUGAAAUUAUACUGCAGCUAUUUGCUUGUUCUCUGGCUAUUCCAAAUCGGUAAAGCAAAAUGGGUUUCACAAAAAAAAAAUACUGUUAUACCAAGUGAUGUUUCAAUUCAGGAAUUGUUCAGUUCUUGUGUAGCAAGAAUAUACAUAAUGUAGCAUAAGCUUGACUUUGCAAUGCUAUUCUGGGAGCUUUUAGACUGUCGCUAGUAUUUUUAUACUUGAUUUGUAUCGGAACUGAAAUUUUUGUGUGAUCUUGUGUACGUUUCUUUGUGAUAUGCUGUAAAUGAAUCUGAGGUUUUAUAAUUUUAAGAUUAAUAUAUUAUCUUGUGAUAGCGAAUUGCAAAAGACAUUAUUUAAAUAAGUAAUUAUCAUUGUGUACUAAUUUUUUUCAAUAUACAGUUGCUUGUAUGGAUGACUUUGUAUAGACGUUUUUUUUAUGCACUGAAAACAUAUUUCUAAAGUUUGCAUGAAGUUGUGUACUUACUGAUUACAUAACUUAAUAGUUAAGUUACAGUGAUAACUAAACAACAAAUCCUGAUCAAAUUGAAUCCUGAAUCUGCCGAACUAUUUACGUUCAGUGUUAAUACUAAUGCGUAACAUAUUCUAAGCAUGUUAGUUUUGUUUGUAGGUCAUAAUUCUCAAGUUGUUAGAUCUCAGUUGCGUUUAAUGAAACUGGGUUAUUACAUUUGGGUUGUCACAGUGUAUUUUUUUACAUGUAGAAACAAAUAUUUCUCGAUUAAGGUAUACAUGAUUGUUGGGUCUCAUAAACUUUAAUAUAGCUUUAAAUAGUGUGUGUCUUUCAAAGAAAUUCAGUUAAAAUAAUUCAUUAGCUUAAAUCAUUGAAUUUAAAGUAAAUGUAUUUUUAAGUGGUAUGAAUUUACCUUGGAUAACCAUUUAACUUGUUUUUUAUAUAUGCAAAUCUGUGGAGCAGGGUUUAGUUCAAAAUAAAUAUGCCAUAAUAAAUUAUUCUGAUUUACGAAUAUUUGAGGUUAAAAGUGUAAUGUACUGAAUGAUUUUUUUGACAAUGAAUAAAAUUUCAAGUGAUAUAAUUUAUUAGGUUGAGACCAAAUUUAAUCGCUAUCACCAUGUUUUUAACAGCUUUUUGUUGGUAGCAAUGCAUGAAAUGUUUGCUUGUGUUUCUAUUUUUGGAUACAGUAAAUAUCAAAUGUCUUCUUUUAUUAGUUGCACUUGGAACAUACUUGUACUUUUCUGCUUUUUCCAACAAUUAUGUUUCACUUGAGAAUGUUCAAAUAAAUUUGACCUUUUUGAAUCCCUCCAGUGUUCCAACAGUAAAGAAAAAAUCAAUCUACGACUCUUGUAAGGUGCUAGUAGACUGUUGCUAAGAAGUUUGGCAGUGUGAACUGGUCUUUAACGCUAGGUUUACUACUAUCAGUGUAUCAGUAUCAUAUACUUUGUUUAAAGAAUAUUAUUGACGAUGGAUUAUUUGAAAGGAUAGCAGGUCUUCAGAAAUUUGCCAUCAUUAAUGUUAAAAAAAUAGAAUACUACAUUUUGAGGAUUGGAAUCUAUUGUCAUCUUCAGGCGUCAAAAGACCCUAAAGACAGGUUGAGCAUACAGAAAAAUUUUAAAAUAAUUAAUACGUGGCGAUGAACUUGUCCUAGUCAUAGUUAAAAACAGAAUAGGUUGUACGUCACAAAAUCCUAAACAUAUGUCAGAGGGUCAAGAUUGAUUAAAGGAAGUACGAACCAUUUUACUGUACGCGACAUGCGCACACACCGGGAAAGGUGAAAGACUGAGAAAAAACCAAUAUGGACAUUUCCUGUUACAACACGGCAUGUCAUCUGAAACAAAGGGGGACAGAAUUGCAAUAUGGUCGUGGGGGGGGGGAGACACCCUUUGGCCUUACAUUAAGGUCAAUGGAAACUAUUGGAUGGCAAAUGUUUGAAAACCUGUUAUCCUGUCACAGAUUGGUCUGAAAGAAACAAGGUUAUUUUGAAUAAUAUAUGGUAAUGUAGUACUACUUUAUGUAAAUUUACUGAAAUGUGUUUUGUAUAAGGAUCAGUUAACUAUUGUAUAGUAUACAUAAUUAUAUUGUAGAAAUAGACUUUAGUGUUCUGAUUAAUAGUAUUCUUAUGGACCGGUUUAUUUAUAAAAUCAGCUAUAUAUUAUUUAUUUCAACUUAUCAGCGCUUCUGCAAAAUAAGAAUGUAUUUGCUCCUUGAAUCCUGUAAAAGCUAGAUUCUGGUAAGAACUUUGAACAAGUGAGUUAAAGCUUUUCAGUCAAUAUAGUAAAAUCAAAACUGUAAUAAAUUAAGUUCAUGGCAUUUUUAUUUACUAUGCAAGUAUAAAAUCUGUACCAGAUUUGAUCAAAAUAUAAAAUUGUGAUUUGUA